AAAAAGCCGAUGUACUCGCCAGUUCAUGUCGUAGAUUGUUCUAGUCUUUGAACAGUUUGCACUCGCUGAAAAUUUCAUCAUGAGUUUCAAGGUAUUGAGCAUCUUGGCAUUGGUCGUCCUGGUUUGCGUCCUCACCACGACAGCCGAUCCAGCACCGGAGGAACAUGAGCGACCCUUGAUAUUUCUUUGCAUUGCAGCUACGGAAAUGGCCCACCACCACAAGAAAUCGGAACGCGGAUGGAAGAAGCAUGUUGCGGCUGAGAGACGCAUCGCCACCCAAACUCAUUACCACCACGCCAGGAAAAUGAAGGAAGAAAAUGAAUCCGUGAAGGAAACGGUGAAAACCAAAAGAGACGCCGACGACAAAGUCUUUCAGUUCAAUUUCGGCAAGUGGUGGAAAAACUUAAAACCCGCCAUCAAGGUAGCUGUUCCUCUUGAUCCCGCUGAUGGGGAACCCACUGUCCUAGCAACCAUCGAAGAUGUUGCUACCCUUGAGGCAGUUGAUCCAGCAGCUCCCGUUCCGGCCGAGGAACUUUCGAGCCAGGAAGAACUCGAGUCUGUUGUAGUGGAGGUGGUUGAUCCCGAUUCCCCUGCUGUGGGAGGCGAACUGGCUCCCGUUCCGCCUCCUCACCCAUGGUGGUGGUGGAGAACCGGAUGAGAUGGUGGAAUGACGAGGCCGCUAUCACAGUCGAGGCAAUUGCCAGCACCGUCGAAUCAUUUUUGUAAUCAUCAGUAUUCGAUGGUCGACUGAGUUAUGCGUUUCAUUUCGUUUGUUAUGAUUUUGAUGGCCAUCUAUGUAGGCCUACUACUUGCUUCUCUCAAUAUAUAAUCAAUUGCAUCAGAGAUAAGGAGGCUGUUCUUGUGUCUUUUUUUACUUCUUCCUGAUUUUAUAUUAACCGACUAAUGAACUCGGCUGUCUUUCUGCCUUUUCCCCCCUUGAGACCAUUGGACAGAUUGAUGACAUUUUUUCAGGGCGGAGGACAUGGGCACGGAGUUGGGCACGGAUAUGAAGAACAUGGGCACGAAGGAUAUGGUGGACAUGGUGGAAACUAUGGUGGAUACAACCAAGGAUACUACGGCGGCGGACAUCAUCAUCACUGAUCAUCACUCCCACGAAAUCCCAUUAAUUCCCGUUCGAAAUUCCCAUUUCAUUUUUCCCAUAGUCGCCAAUUAUGACUUUAAUCGCCUGUCCCGUUUAUACUCAGCACAAUUUCACCGCAAUGUGAUACCGAACGCGACAAUUUCUGAUAUUCAAAACUAUGCAAACGCACAUUGACCAAAUAAAUCAAAACAUUAUCACGUU
Molecule: messenger RNA, 1303 nt
Organism: Daphnia pulex (common water flea)
Lineage: Eukaryota; Metazoa; Arthropoda; Branchiopoda; Diplostraca; Daphniidae
Exons: 3
Coding region: 80-658 (192 amino acids)
Source: RefSeq, a predicted model, not a curated record